This is a messenger RNA of Dermochelys coriacea (leatherback sea turtle), 10432 nucleotides long. RefSeq lists its product as uncharacterized. The coding region runs from base 227 to 6916 and encodes 2229 amino acids. Lineage: Eukaryota; Metazoa; Chordata; Testudines; Dermochelyidae. The record is from RefSeq and is a predicted model, not a curated record. The transcript is spliced from 49 exons.
GUCCACGCGCUGGGAAAGUGGUGAAUGAAUCACGUGCUUCCUCUGCGCCCUGAUUUUGAUUCUGUUGCUAACGCUAGAAAGCUGGGGGACAGACUGUUGUUGUGUGUUACUGCUGCAGUGAGAGGAUCGGAACGCUUCGCUCACUGCAAGCGUUGAUUAGUAGCAGCGGCUGACAGACAGCAACCUCGGGGGAGUUAGACAGACUUAAAGCACUGAGGUUUACAAUAUGGAUGAAUUUUACAAGAUCUCUUCCACUGAGAGAAUCCAGCAGUUGGAAAAAGAACUAGCUGUUCAACUGGCAGAGCUGAAGACAGAAAUAGAAGACAAUGGGGUACUUCAGGGUACACCAGAUAGAGCUUACAGCUCUGUUCCAAUACCAAAGGACGCUUCAUAUUUCAGAAAAGAAAGGGAGGUGAUACUAAAGAAAGGUUUACAGGUAGCUGAGGCAAAACCUCUUGUUGUUCAGGCUGAUGUCAUGCAGAGGGAGCUAGAGAGCUGUCUGAGAAGAGAGAAUACAGCAGAAAGCUUACCUCUAUUACUGCACCAGUUUUUUACAGACAGAAUUACCCAUCUUGUCCAGAGUAAAUAUUUACACAUGCUUAGAUGGAAGAGAUUUUGUAGGCACAGCAGUGUUAUUGAACAGCUUUAUCCCCUCUAUCAGAAACAAAUUGGUCACAUUAUGCAGGAGUACAAUGAUGCUGUUCAUAGAGCUACGAGACUGUCUGCCGCACGACAGAACUUCCUGACCGGAAAGAAAAAUCCUGUAAAUAUAGUGACACAGGAAGACCUGGUUAUUUAUAUGCAGUGGUUAGUGUGUCACCUGCACUCUCUCAAGGCGAUUCACAGCUACCUUAGGGUACUCCAGUAUUUGCCCAUCUCUCGCAGAAUGGAGGUAGUUAUUGAGAAACACCCUGAGGUGGCCCAGGAUAAUGGGGACAGAUUCAGAAGUGCCACUAUGUCGGAAUCCUUAUCUUCUAAUAUUCACUUCUCUCUUUGCCCCAGCAUUUCAGGAAGAGAGGGACCACUCGGCAAGGAUGCUGUAUUCACGCUGCCCCAACACACAAUAGAAACUGAAGAACUGAAACCUCAGCUCCAACUUCUGCUUUCUCACUUUGGUGUCUGCUAUGAUACGGAGAAUCUCAAGAACUCUGCUAAUGAGAUGGAGCUUUUUUCCAUGGUUAUCCGGAAAUUUCGAAGUGUCUUCAGCAAACAGCAGACAAUGAGAACCUUUCCAGUGUAUGAUGCAGCGGUGCCUGGGUCAGAAAACUGGGGUAUUUUAGGACCUAACAUGGUUUUGAAAAAGAGAGCCAACUGGAUUCCUUUUAUAAAGAUUAAGCCCAGACAAGAUCCCUGGCAGCAAAAGCUUUUGACAAAACUGAAGCAAUGGAAAAAAGUGGACGAACUAUUGCAUCUUCAAUCAAAGUUUUUAGAGGUUUCUGACAUGGAGCAAGUGAUUGACGUUCUCCAGGAGCAUGCUACAGAAGUGCUAGAGCCAAGUCCAGUGCGAUCAAGUUUUGUGACUUCUCACCGCUCAAGACAGCAUUGCUAUGAUCAAAUCUGGGAGAGAAUUUAUAGCAACUCAGAGCUCCAGCAGGAUCAAAACACAGAGGAUAAUAAUCCUGCUGUAGCUAUGAAUGAGAAGGGUAUGGAAACUAUCAGUCUCAGCAAGAAUCCAGGAUCUUCCAGGAAGAAGAAAGAAAGAGGGUAUAGUUAUGUAACCACCUUACAGCUGCUGGGAUUAGAUGAGGGCACAGAGGCCAACAAUAAGGACCUUAUCAUGAGGAAAGGAGCCUACUUGUCCGUCCUUUACUUACGUCACCUGAGAAUCAGAGACCUCCAGCGGGUCUGCCUGGGAAUCCUGAACUACUUCAGAUCUGUUGAAAGAACUUUAACAAUCAGCACCUCAGGUCUCACCCUGCAUGCUGGUAAUCUAGUCCCCAGUGCUGAAGAUACCUGUUGGGUUAAUGCUGUCAAAGGAGGCAUUGGUGUUUCUGGCGGUCUUGGUUCUCGCCACUAUGUCCAUUAUACACCAGCUGAUUUCAAGGUCCACAGUGCACAGUUCAUGGAGUUUUCAGAAGUGGAAAAUCAUGAUGACUUUUACACCACUCAAGAUGGAUACAUUCACACACAGGACCAGCGAGGGGCUUACAUCAUGUACGAUGUAGCUUUAAAGGACCUGAAGGACCUCGAAAAUCAGCUGCUGCUCGUGGCAAGCCAGUACAUUGAACAAGAUAAAAGCCAUGUAACAUACCAUCAAUCUAGUGAUGACAACCUCUUAGCAUGGGCCCACGCAUCUGUGGAUCGAUUUGCGGUGCUGCUUGACAUUUGGACUUGUGAAGCCACUCUCUUAGAGAAUAAACGUCAGCUUCUAGAUGGUUACUUUGAGGCUUACCAGCAUGCUCUGGAUACAGAAGAAAGAUUUGCUUUGGCCCAAGCAAUAACAGAUAUCAUGCACAAACGCCCACGAUUUGAUCUCAGCCUCAGGUAUUUUGUGAACACUUACAAUGAUGAAUGCAUCUGCCUAAGGCUUCAGCUGCAGCUGGUGAGAGAGAUAUUCAACCAACAUAUAGAUGCCCAGCGGGAAUAUGUCCAAAAGAUUUGGCGAAAAGAUCAGACAGAUAAUAUCAGUGAAUUUGGACUUCCCCAUAAUAUAAUUGCUAAGCAACUUAUCUCGCUGAACAACAACUGCCCUACUUUGAAGAACAUUUACUUGCUGGAGUUUCAUCCUUCCCUGGGCCUGGCAUCUUUAAUCCCGAAAGCUCUUGAGUAUGUCUUUCAGGAGUUCUAUAGCAUCUGUAGACCAAAAACAUCCAGUGAGGCGACUAGUCUAGAAAAACAAGUACUUCAGCUAGCAGUGGAUGAAUGGCUGACCAUGGAAAAGACUGAAUCUUCAUACAGCUCUCAAAUUCAGAAAGAUUUAUUUGCAGACACGCUGCUAGAAGACCCACUCCUUGUGCGGGAUAUUGCUAUGUUAGCACUAGAGUCAGCAACAGAUGAAGAAAAGAAGCAAGGCAGAGAAAAACAAGCCUUUAUUCUGGACGUCUUCUCCAGACUCCUGGAACUCAUCACACUCCGCCAUCGAUUGAUAGAGACAGCCCUGGAGAGUGCACAGUUGGCUAGGAUGUACAAAGCAUUUGCAGGGGAGAUGGGUUUUGAUGAGUUCCAUUUAUACUUGAGGCCAGUGCACUUUGAAUUUGCAUCUCACAAGGAGAAAGCAGACCAGCCCCCACCAAUAUUCAUUACAGCUCUCCUAGAAGAUGACAGUACUGUGGACAGAUAUAUUCCAUCUAAUUUAUUGUUAAGCAUUCAAGAGAUUGACAGUAAUCAAAUUGGAAAAUUUAGCUUUCAUACAAGAGAUGGUGUUAUUCAGCUCUUGUCCCAGUCUGGAGUGGAGAACAUGCAGAUCAUCCUUGCCUGUCAAGUCACUCAAAAAAAUGCUCUUAUUGUUGCUGUUCAGCAAGCCUCGUUUUGUCACAUGAUCCAGCCUACAAAUACAAUGGACAUGAAGGAAGCAAAUUUAAGUUUGAAGAGUCAGAGAAGCUCAGCAAGUGGAAGAAAUUCAAAAUCUGGAAAUGAAAUAGAAAAACAGUCACUGGUGGCUGCACCAGCAACUUCGUAUUCUACAGGGCACCCUUUAGAUGGACACGGGACCAUUAAAAGGCCUCCAGAAGCUUUUGUAUCCAUUCAGUUGGAGAAACUGGGGCCACGGGACAUGAUGCUGAACACAUUCAUUCAUAAGAAAGAAAUCAUGGGCAGCAGAAUGCAAAACCCUAAUGAAGAUGAAAAAAUCAAAAGAGAAGUUAUUGCUGAAUACUGUCAUAAAUUGAGCCAUCGUAUGUCACAGUAUGCCCUGAGAGGUCAGAUCAUUGCAUACUACAAUAGUCUGAAAAUUCUGCUAGAAGAUUUCCCUGUCAUCAGAGACAAAUACUUCAUGAUUGGGCUAUCCCAAGAGAAAAAGGGGAACAGAGACUCAAAGGAAAACCUUGAGGCUGAUCCCAGGUUAUUUCAGCCACGACCACAUCGUUUGUUGUCUCCUGAUGGGCAAGCCUUCCUCAAUUUGUGGUUCAUCCCUCACGCUUCUGAGGUGCUGAUUAUGUUUAAAAUGCUGCCAGAGAAGGCUGCUUACAGAGCACUCAGGCAGAGCCUACAGAUUGUGGCAGCACUUCAUGACAUCGUUUCAUACCUUUUCAGCUUUGCUCAGUUAGGAAACUCCCCAAACUGUUUUGAUUCCCUAAAUCCAGAGCCUCUGACCGCGGACUGGGGAGGGAACGAAAGGAUCGGAACUGAACUUCAGGAGCUACAAAAAAUGAUUGACAGCCUUCAAAACCCCUUGGAUCCUAACAAAGUUGCCCAACUGCUAAUCAUUCAAAGAGAAGUUAUGUUUCUACAGUUUGAUGCAGCAGUCAGACAUUUAUUACGAGAAGUAUAUUUGUCCUCUGGGAAUAUUUUGGCUUACCAGAGUGUUACAGACAGUAUGCACCAUGGGCUGCCUCCCCUGAGUAACUCUGCAGUAAGGAGUGUGUUUGCCUCACAGCUCUGGCUCCCGCAGCUAGUGGUCCCAUGCAGCCCCACGACAUUGACGCUGUUUCCUUGGAGGGCAUUUCUAGUAGAUGGAGGACCGUUUCCAGUCACUAUCAGCAAUCUAAAUACCAUAAAUUAUAACAUGCAGUUGUGCCUGUGCAGACUGAGUGAUGACGACCGAAGAGUUGCUCAUGGGGUGCUGGUCGGGAUGCAGUUUCUAGUGGACGAUAUACUGCAGAGUAGCUAUGAUGUUGUUAUGGAAGAUCAUGCUGAAUGGCAAACUGCUGUAGCUAAGAAAAAACAGAAUUUGGCAGAAAUUGAUGAAUCACAUGCCAGUGGGUCAGAGAGCAGCAGAAAGACUUGCAAAGCUUUGCCAAGGCUCCACGAUCCAGUUACUUCACGUGCUGUGCUGAGAUCUUUUCUGAUAAGAUGGAAGCAAUUGGAAGUAUUAAAGGCAGAAUGGGGUAGACUUAAACUGAAAGUCGAGGAUAUCAAUACAGUUCCUCUUUACAAACAGUUUGCUGAGCUAUAUGGCACUGACAUCCUAUACCCUGCUAUGAGAGCCAUCGCCAGGCACAUGGGCACAGAAGAUGAGUUUGAAGGACUUGUAACAAGCUCUCAGUCUAUACUUCCCCCAAAAGGAGCAUCAGAAAUUGAAGUCAAAACACGGCAGCUUCAAAAGUUGCUCGAAAGUCUAGAAAUACACAUGAUCCAUGAUGUGAAAAAGAAAAUUAACCAGGAGAUGACACUAGUUACAUCUGAAAGAGCAAGAGCAGGAAGCGGCCUCCCUACAGAGCUCUGGAAGCAUCGAGUCAUGCAAGAAAACUUCUCAGUUGUAAGACCACAAAUAGUCGAAACAUUUGUUCAGAGACUAAUGGAAAAUUACCAAGAAUCUGAUGUAGAGAUUACGUUUAAAAAAAGCCAUUUACAAAGCUGCCUCACUGCACUAGGCUGUGACAUCAUGGCCAGAGAGCGCAGCAACUUUGAGACUUACUCUAUGUUUUAUGAAAAUCUGCUUCAGCAGGAACAUCAGCUACUCUACCAAAAAGAACAGGAACUGCAUGUAGUAGAAGAAGGUGGAAGGCAGACUGAUGUAAACCUUAGUCAGAUAGCAGAGCUGAGUCAUGAGAUGAUUAUGGAAAUAACUGCUCUAAGAGCCAGACUCACUAAUCUAGAAAAAGAAAAUCUCUGUCUCAAAGAGGAGAUAAGGAAAGAAGUACAAGAUGAAUAUGAAACGUUAGUGCAGAAUCUAUUUGUGACUUGUUUACAUCUAAAAGGGAAGCUAGAUGACUAUCGCCUUAAUAUGAGCCGACAAGUGUUUGAGAUCAUCAGUGAAGUGAGAAAAGAAGGGGUUGACAAUAUGAUUGAUUUGAAGAAAAAAUUUGGUUCCACUGAAGAUGAUGAUGGAUUGAAAGUACAUUUGUCUAAACAAGAGCAGCUGCAGUUCUUGCAGGAUGAAAACACAAGACUACAUGAGCUGGUGUGUAAGCUGAAAGUCCUAAACUGUUGGAAGCAGACUAUUCAAAAGGCACAACUCUCUGUAAAGCUGAGAAAUGCAGAGAAGGAGGCCCUUCAAAACAAAGAAGAGUGUUUGAAUGCCAAGAUGCUGGCAGAACAAGAGGUGCUUUUAUUUCGUCAGCAGCUGGUGGCUGUAAGGAAGGCUCUGGCAAAAUCUCAAGCAGACAAUGAAAGACUAAAGAAACAGUUAGAUACACAGAAACACUUGCUACAAGAAGUAGAACAUAGGAUGACUCAAGAAGCCCGGAACAGGCAACAGCUGGAUGUGAUGAAAGCAGCAAACAUGGAGAAGAUGCUGGAAGACAUGGGGCAGAAAGAACAGAGGCUGCAAUGUCUGACUGAAGAUGCUGAGAAAUCUUCUAGAAUAGUGCAGCUUCAGCAAAAACGGAUCAAAAAAGAAAUGCGGCAAAUAAGAAGUCAAUUGAUCCAAGAACGUAGUUUAAAACUGGAUGCCUUCCAGAGGGUGGACAAACUGCAGUUUCAGGUUUACGACUUGGAAGCUGUAACAUCCCAGAGAAACUCACCCGCAGGAAUGAAGAAGUCCGCUAAUCUGAUGUCUUUUAGGGCUAGCAGCGUAAGAAGUCCUUCAUCAGGUUCUGCAUCCUGGGUCCAGCGCACAGUGCUCUCAGCAUCAACUCUACCUAGGGAUUACAAGCGGAAUCCUUUGACUCCAGAUCCCAAAGGUAGCAAUAUAACAUCUGGAAAGACUGAACGGCCAAAGACUGUGCCCAGCAGAUGGAGGAACAGAGUGAUAGAUGCUCUCUUACCAGACCUGGCUGAACACGCUCAAUCUCCCAUCCUCAUGCAGCCUCAUGAAAGCAGGCUGGCCCAAAACUCUUUCUUACAUCCCCUUCCUCCAUCAUCUUUUCACCUGUGAUCUGAGGACAGCUGGAUAGUGGUGCUUCCCUGCCACAGGUCAAGCCAGUCCGAGCUUGAAGCAAGGCUGCUAUGACAAGACUCUGUACUACUACAGGUUCUCAGCUGGUAUUUUUUCAGGUACCAAAGCAGAGCUGCAGCAAAGACAUUUUCAAAGACAAUGGAUGGCAACUAAUGGCUUUUUCUUUCACAGCAUUAACCUUUUUGUAAAACACCACAUCAGACUAGAUGAAAUAAUGGUCUCUUCUGACCUUAAAAAAAAAAAAAAAAAAAAAAUCUAUGAAACUAAGGCCUACAUCUUCAGAGGCAUUUAGGUGCAGUAGACACUUGCUAUUGUAAAGAGCAAAAGUGAAACCUGAACAUAAUGUCUGAGCUGGGUCAAAACAACUGCCCCUCUAGCCCAGUAUCCUGUGCCAGAUGCUUCAGAAAGAAUGAUCAGAACAGGGCAAUUUAUCAAAUGAUUAUCCCAUUGUCCAGUCUCACCUUCUGGUUGGCAGUUUAAGGUCACCUAAAGCAUGGGGUUGCAUCCCUGACAGCCUUGGCUAAUAGCCAUUGGUGGACCUAUCCUCCAUGAACUUGGCUAAUUCUUUCUUGAACCCAGUUAUAUUUUUGGCCUUCACAAUAUCCCCUGGCAAUGAGUUCCAUAGGUUGGGUGAAAGUACUUCCUUAUAUUUAUUUUAAGCCUCUUGCCUAUUAAGGACAUUGGGUGACCUGGGUUCUUGUGUUAUGUGAAAGGGCAAGUAACACUUUCUCCAUACCAGUCAUGAUUUUAUACACCUCUAUCAUAUCCUCCCUUAGUCAUAUCUUUUCUCAGAUGAAGGGUCCCAGUCUUUUUAAUCUUUCCCCCUAUAAAACCUAUUCCACACCUAUCAUUUCUGUUGCAUUAGAAUUGGAAAAGGUUCAGAGAAGGGCAUCUUUUUUGAGAGGUGUUGACAUGAUCUGCAUUGUUUGUGUGGCAUUAUAUUUUCUGUCUUACCCAUCCUUUUCCUAAUGAUUCCUCUAUUUAAGCACAUUUUCAGAGAACUAUCUAUAAUGCAUCUAUGAUCUCUUGUGAGUGGUAACAGCUAACCCGAGUGGAGUUAAAUGUUUGUUAGGGAAUUUUAUAACAAGGCAGCCAUACUGCCUAGUGCAUGCUCUUUCCCAUUGUUAUACCUAUGGGAAAUUUAUCUGAUACCAGAGUUGUCAUUUAAAACAUCACCAAUUUUAAUACUGGGAGUCCUAGGGAAAACAGGCUAGGAUGGAAUAUGCUUAGCAGUACCAUAAUUUGUCAACAGCCAAUGAUAUUAGAACAAUUAAGGCUAAGGUCUAUUUAGAAGUAGCAGUAUUUACAGUUAAGGACUGAAGCUGGUGAAAAAUAGAAUAUUCACCCAUUAAGCAACGAUAUUACUUUGUUAAAAUGAAUAAUUCCAGCAAGUAGUUUAGUGCUAUAUUACUGAAGUUUAGUGUUACAGUUACUUCCCCAUAACCUUUACAUUGUAAUAUGAAAAUAAGAGCUGUAACAUUAUUCUAGUGGCAAUGACCAGUUAAUUUGUUUAUAUGGAAAUUUUACUUUUCAUCCACUGAUACUAUCACUAGUGUUAAGGUUGUGAUGUGAUGUUUCCAAGUCUUUUCCAAGUUAUGGUUGGUAUAUUUUUCCAUAUCAUUCCUUAAGCAAUGUGUGAGGGUCUUAAGCAUUUCCACCUUUAAGGGUUACUAUUUAUGUGCAGAAGGAGUUUGUAAGGCUAUUGUACUGUGGCCCUAUGAGUUAAAAUUGGAAGCUUGCCAUGUUAAGAAAAUAGCCCUGAAGUUUACUCAGAUUGUUGAUUAAAAUUAAAAAACCCAUCACCUCUGUCUAGUAUGAUGCUGCUAGCAUUACUGGGUAGUUUUCUAUGGCAGCAGGCUCCUGAAUUCCACAGGAUACAAGUAACAGACUCCUCUCUCCUUAGAGGAGAGUUUAGGGUGUGUACUCACAUCACUUUAAGAAUAACAUUUACAAAUUAAAAGCACUUACUAACUCUUUCCCUUAUUCCCAAAGUUCAUAGGCUGUCUUCACUGCAAAACACCCCUCAAGUAGCACAGUAAUUGUGUUAGCAGCAGAUGAGUUGUGCUACCUCAAGCUGCAGCACAUAUUCCCUCCGGCUAGCUGACAAAUUAAAAGCAUCAGCUGCAAGGGAAGGGAGAGAGAUUCAGUGAGGGAUAACACUUGACUUGUAACUCUACAGUGAAGACUUAAGUUAAAAGUUAGUGUUAAAAUCCCAGUAUAGAUGAGACAAGUUGUUUUAAAAUGUUAGCUGCUUGAGGCAAAUGCUGGGGCAUAGCCUCAAGCAGCUAGUAGUUUAACACAACUUCCCUUGACUACACUAGGAUUCAGUAGAUUUUUUGUCCUAGCAUAGGAAUAGUCAGUGAAAGAGUGACUAACAUCUCACAUCAUUGCAAACUCUGCCAGUGCACAUUAGAAUCCAGCAUCAGGUGCCUUCCCUCACAAUAGCAUGAAGGGUGACAAGUGGCUAGAGCCCUAGCCCAAUCCCUGUCUGUCACAUUCUUCCUGUGUGACCUUGGGCACAUUAACCACAGGUUCUUUUCCUUGUUUUACAGCUGGGAAAUUUAGUACUAAUCUUCCUCAGAGGGGCCAAGAUGAGUGUCAAGGAUUAUUGCUCUGCAGGAGCAGUUUCACUAAGAUUCACCCAGAAGGCUGAAAACACUUGUUUAAAAGCCAGAGAAUGAGAAAUAAUAUUUACAAACUGAAUAAAACCAAAAAAUUCAUUCAAUAAAUGUGAUUUUAUUUGUCAAUUUGGUUUUCUGAUUAGAUUUGUUUUGCAUUUCUUCCACUGAAGACAAAAUACAAACAAUACAGCAAUGUCUGCAAGGAACAUUCAUAAGAUACCAGGUUUGAUAAAUAUAUAUUUGCACAAGGUGGCUUCAGGAACAAGUCAGAUGAUAAAUAGCUUGAAAAAAAACACUACUGUUCAGUGCUUAAGAUCUGAUUUAAAGAGGCAGCCUAAUGGCAAAUAAAACUAGCCCAUGGAGACAAUCUCAGAAAGCUACCUUCCGCUUCAAAGCACAAUUAAGAGGACCUGAAAGUUCCGUUAGUCACAUGCUAGUAGCCAGCAUAGACUAACUGGCACUGUAAUUUCGCAAGGAAGCUGUCUCAAUUUUAACAAAAAACAAAACAAAAACCAUAGCAAGGCAGCCCAAGCACAUGUCUGGCAACCUAGAAUGAGUUGCCAGACAGAAACUAAGUCCUAGCUAUGAUUUUAUCAGCAACUUAUGGAAGUUAGUUUGUCUAGCAAGGCAAGCAUAUAGGCUGCUGCACAAAACUUGCACCUUCCUAGAACAAGACUAAACCUAUAGUUCUGCAAUAACUCUGCAUUACAAAAUUAGAGCUUCCUGAAGAUUGACAUCAAUGGCACCAAAAUCCUGGAUUUCUUAAGUCUUGGAAAGUAGCAAUUGCUGACACCAAAGGAUUACUCUAGUAACUAAGGCAAGUUCCACCUAUUGUUUUUUCCAAAUCUGAGGCCAGAGAUUUUAAAACAAUUAA